Molecule: messenger RNA, 2766 nt
Organism: Penicillium maclennaniae
Lineage: Eukaryota; Fungi; Ascomycota; Eurotiomycetes; Eurotiales; Aspergillaceae
Exons: 5
Coding region: 1-2766 (921 amino acids)
Source: RefSeq, a predicted model, not a curated record
AUGCGUACUCGUUCCCACCCCGUUUCACCUGGCGGGCUCGUCUCGCUUGACGACGUCCCCGCACUUCCCCGCCGCCGCAACACGCGUAGCGUAUCUGCCCAGCCCCAGGACGUGCCGGAGCCGGGCUUGGGUGCGGCCGAGGCUACAAAGCCGAAGCCAACCCCGAAGACACGGAAAACCCGUUCGAAGAGUACCCGUGGGAAGAAGAAGGACUCAGCCAGCAUCGCCGCUGAACAGGUCGGCCUAGACGACAUCGAAAUGGUUGGCUCUCCCCAAGUUACAAUUGUUGACGAGCCCCCUUUUUCACCCCCAUCAGCUCAGCUGAUACAUGAGAUGGACCUUCAUAUCCUCAAUAUGGAGACGGCAUCCCCGGCUGGAACUCCCAUUGUCAGCAUUCGAGAGGCUGCUGUAGAGGUUGACCACCCCGACGACCUUGUCAUGCAGGACCUUAAUGAUGUCUCUUCCCUUGAAUCUCAACGUCUCAUCAUACUUUAUUCAAGCAUUGCUGAUCAAUUUGUCGCUAAGCAGAGCCAUGAGGACCGUGAAAACCAGGACGGACCUACUUCCGUGAUCCCAUCCAUUGAGAGCCUCCAUCACUCCGUCUUCGCCUCCGUCGAGACCGGCGAUGUCGAGGAUGUUACCGCUGCUGAUACGGCUGCACAAUUCCGCAACUUUGACCGCCGAAACCCCCGAAAUUCGCCGCCUCGCGCUUCUCCCAACGCUCAUCGUGCUUCCAGAGGCUCUCAGGUUCUGGGCCCCCAGAAAGCCACUCCAAUUCGUCGCUCCUACUCCAACAUCUCCCAGACUCGUCGUACCGAGGCCAGCGGCCGCAUCAAUCGCACGUUGUAUCGCCUGCCCGAUCUCUUGACCCAGAGUGAUUCAGAUGGAGAAGCUCCUGCUCAGGACCGCCAGCAGGCUUUUGAGACCCAAGAAAAUGUGUCUGUCAUUGCUAAUCCCGCGACUCCUGAGUCCGCCCGUCUCAGGACUCCCGUGACUCCUAUGACUGCUCCCCCGGCUGCCAAUGUCAGCAACUCCGCAGAAAGCCCCAACUCAUCCCCCAGCUGGUCCCGAUGGAUUUUCAACAAUGUUUCCAGAAGAUGGACGAACAUCCGCGAGAAGCUCGUCCCUCGUCCGACUACUGAGACCCUGCCAGCUGCCGAAGUCGAUGACAUUGUGGAGACUGAGAAACGUAUCGACCAAGUUGCUACGCCCAUUAAGUCGACCGAGAUCAUCAGCGCUCCUGUAACUGCACCUAAGGUGCCGACGGAGGCUUUGGUGCCUCUACCAACGCGUAGCUCCUAUCGUCGUCGGGUUUCCACUUUUCUUCCUCAUGACGUAGGCUCUGACCGGCCUCGUCGUCCUCGGCGCAUUUCGACCACUGAUCGCCCAGUGGCUGCGCCUAAGCCUCGCCAAAAGCCUACCCCUCCAGCGGCUGAGCUCGGAUACGAUCUCUUCCCUCGCGCAUAUGAUGCAGAGCUACUCAAGAAGUGGUUCGCGCGAGGCACGAACCCUCGUCUUGUUCAGCCUUCCCAGACGACAGAUGUCACGGACUCCACCAAUGGAGCUGCUAUCUCUGCUGCCACUGAGGCUUCUACUUCCAAGGAGAUGGUGUCUACCUCCGCUGAAGACCAAUCGCUCAAGCGCAAGCGUGAGGAGCCUGAGAAAAUCCCAAACCCGAAAGGAUGCAGUUAUGGUAUGAGUGAGGAGUUCUUCGAGUUCACUGACGCUGAAUGGGCCGAAGAAGAAAGGCGUAUGGCUGCACUGAAGGCCAAUGAACCAGCGCAACCCGCCGCCAAGAAGCAACGCGUUGAUGCAUCGCAGUCGCGCCGACGUGCGACCACUCGGUCUAAUACGCCCAAAGCCUCCCUCAGCGCUCUGUCUCCUGCGCGUCGCCCUGGAUUCAUUCCUAACCGCCGAGGCACAUACGCUGCACCUGAUCUGUCUCCAAUUGACUCAAAUGGUCUGUUGUCAGGCGUGGAAUCGACUCCGAUAACGCAAGGCUCCAAGGAUGAAACCGACAGCGCUAAACAUGCUUGCAAGUCAAUCGACUAUGAGACUUUGGAGGAGAAACGUGAAAAGAAGGCCAAGCAAACCCUGGAACCCAAAUUCAGACCCUCCGUCCCCGCUAGCCCUAGCGAAGACCCCGAGACCCGUGAUACCGCCCCUACCGCUACUCCAACCUUUGAAACCUCCAGUGCCACCACACCGGAACGUCAAACCGCCCACAUCGGUACUGAGAUUGACGCUGACGCCGACAACGACAUCCACGUUGACGCCAACAUUGAGGGCCCCUCCCCACUGACCCGAGCCCGCAACAAGGCUGAGCAGUUCAAACCCAAGACGCCAAGUCGUCUUCGGGAAGCUCAUCCCUUUGCGAGCAGUAUCGCCUCGGCUACUACUGCCUCACCGUCCUCUCUGGGUGCCACCAUAGAUACGCCCCUCAAUUUCGGCGCGACCUUGCAAACGCCGACAAAUCUACGCGCGUUGAAUUCGCCCACCGUCUUUUACAGUGACCCCAUGUCCAAUGAGACCAUUGAGCCUCUGACCCCGGCUGACGAUGCGAACUGGUUGCGUGAAACUUGUCCAACUGGAGACAUUGCCCUUUUGUGCUGGCCGGAGCCUGCCAGUCUUGCCGAGACUUUGAACAUCGACCCUGCUAUUGCCGAGUUUGUCAACAGGAAUUCGAACCCAGGGAAGUCUGCCGAGGCUGCUGCCGCUUGGCAGACCAUGUGGGAAGAAUUCCAGCGAGGGGAGCUGGAAAUUUGA